Varanus komodoensis (Komodo dragon) is the source of this 1747-nucleotide messenger RNA. Its product is annotated as glycerol-3-phosphate dehydrogenase [NAD(+)], cytoplasmic. Gene Ontology annotation, molecular function: NAD binding; protein homodimerization activity; glycerol-3-phosphate dehydrogenase [NAD(P)+] activity. The record is from RefSeq and is a predicted model, not a curated record. The transcript is spliced from 8 exons. Gene Ontology annotation, cellular component: cytosol; glycerol-3-phosphate dehydrogenase (FAD) complex. NCBI's taxonomy places the organism in Eukaryota, Metazoa, Chordata, Lepidosauria, Squamata, Varanidae. Bases 33 to 1082 code for a protein of 349 amino acids. Gene Ontology annotation, biological process: glycerol-3-phosphate catabolic process; carbohydrate metabolic process.
GCGAGUGGGCGCCUGCCAGGCAGUCAGUCCAGAUGGGUGGAAAGAAAGUUUGUAUCGUGGGCUCCGGCAACUGGGGUUCGGCUAUUGCCAAGAUCGUAGGCAGCAAUGCAGCCAAACUGGACAAGUUUGAUACCACUGUGAACAUGUGGGUGUUCGAGGAAGAGGUCAGUGGCAAGAAACUCACUGAGAUCAUCAACACGCAGCAUGAGAACGUCAAGUACUUGCCGGGCCACAAGCUGCCAGCCAAUGUGGUGGCAGUGCCAGAUGUGCUGAAAGCUUCAGCCGAUGCGGACAUUCUCCUCUUCGUAGUGCCACACCAGUUCAUCGGGAAGCUUUGUGACCAGCUGAAAAGCCACAUCAAGAAGGACGCAAUCGGGGUCUCGCUCAUCAAGGGUGUGGAUGAAGGCCCCGACGGACUGAAACUGAUAUCAGAUAUCAUCCGUGAGAAGCUUGGCAUCGAAAUGAGUGUACUAAUGGGGGCCAAUAUUGCCAAUGAAGUGGCAGAGGGGAAGUUCUGCGAGACCACCAUAGGCUGCAAGAACCUAGAGCACGGGCAGAUCCUGAAGGAGCUGAUGCAAACACCCAACUUCCGGAUCACUGUGGUUCAAGAAGCUGACACAGUAGAGAUCUGCGGUGCCCUCAAGAAUGUGGUGGCCGUUGGGGCUGGCUUCUGCGAUGGGCUGGGCUUUGGAGACAACACCAAGGCUGCCGUGAUCCGCCUGGGCCUCAUGGAGAUGAUUGCCUUUGCCAAGAUCUUCUGCAAGGGCAGCGUCACUUCUGCCACUUUCCUGGAGAGCUGUGGGGUGGCUGACCUCAUCACCACCUGCUACGGAGGCCGUAAUCGCAAAGUGGCGGAGGCUUUUGCCAAGACUGGCAAGUCUAUUGAACAACUGGAGAAGGAGAUGCUGAACGGGCAGAAGCUGCAGGGCCCUCAGACCUCAGCAGAGCUGCACCACAUUCUGUCACACAAGAACUUGGCAGACAAGUUCCCACUGUUCGUUGCUGUCUAUGAGAUCUGCUACAAAGGAAAACCCGUCUCUGAAUUUAUCAAGUGCCUGCAAAACCAUCCUGAACAUUUGUGAUUGGCCUGGAGACUUGCUCCUGCUAUAGGCAGUUGGGAGGCUCUUCCCAUCUGCCUCAGCUCUGCCACCCCCAGCAGGAGAAGAGGAACCCACCACAAGGCAUGGGUAACCAACCAGGGAUACCCCAUGCUCUCCAGCCACGGAGUUCAGGGGUCAACUCUUUGACCAGGAAGUCUCUGCCAUUUAUCAAUCAGAUGUCCACCGAGUUCCCUGGGCUGGUCCAGUCUCCUGCUUGGCACUUGCUAGAUUAGAACAUCCUCGUUGUCAGUACGCACAGCACAAAAAGCAUUAACUUCGAUGAGCAAAGAAAAAAACGUCCUUGACCAGGCGCCUCACUGCUCCAUUUCUCUGCCUUGGUUUUAACUGGUCUGAUUGAAGGUUCGAGUGUUUUACCUGCCAGUCUUACCUGCCUUGAAAGGCCUGUUAUAGCCAAUAUCUGGUGGAGUGAGGGUGAGAAGAAGAGCAAAUUCUAAUUUAUUACUCUAGGCUAGGAGUAUAAGAAGAAUCAGCCAUGAUUAAAAUUGGCGUCGAGUGUUAGGUUCUCUCUCUCUCCCUCUCUCCCCAAGGCUUGGGCCUCAGCAUCCCUGGUAUCCAUGGGAAUGGGAACCCUAGCCAUGAAUGUGAAUACUGUACUGCAGAAGAAUAAAUACUAACAUGACAAACUA